This is a messenger RNA of Mya arenaria, 2768 nucleotides long. Its product is annotated as nuclear receptor-binding factor 2-like. NCBI's taxonomy places the organism in Eukaryota, Metazoa, Mollusca, Bivalvia, Myida, Myidae. Gene Ontology annotation, biological process: autophagy. The record is from RefSeq and is a predicted model, not a curated record. The transcript is spliced from 4 exons. Bases 83 to 991 code for a protein of 302 amino acids.
ACCACAGCUGAUCUGUUGUCUGCCUCAUUUGUAUUUUAACGAUAUUAAAAAUAACUAUUUUCUACAAUAUUUAUCAAGAACUAUGGACGCUCCUUUAAAUUUGGCACAUCAACAGGGGCGAAAGGCUGACAUGCUGUGUAAAGCAGGCAAGUUUGAUGAGGCCAUAGCCUGUCACAAUAGGGCUGCAGAAUAUAUCCUUGAAGCCAUGCAGCAGAUCCAUAAAGAUAAGACACAAGAUUCACAAAAGCUGCCACAGAGCCAUAAAGAUUGGACUAAACUACUUUAUCCACAACAGACAUGUACGGACCAGGCACUAGAAUCGCUACGUCUUCAGCACGCUCACCACAUCAAACAGACGGACAGACUGUAUGAUGUUCAGCGUCGCGCUCAGCUGCUUCAGAUACAACAAAACAAGCUUCAUUACUGCGAUGUUGGUACUCAGACAAGUCUACAGGGACCAGUUAUUUCAACCAGCGCGGAACAUUCCUCCCCUUUAUCCAGUCAUCAUCCAUAUGAUAUACAGACUCCUUGUCGGGAAUCAUCCCCAUUUGAUGAGGACACCAUCUACCACACUCUCACUGAGAACGACUCACUUAUUGGACUACUUUUGAGACGGAGACAGAAUUGUGACAACAGCAAGUCAUUCCAUUCCGGUAUACCUGUUGAGCGGGUUUUCCAGUCUAAAGGGUCUGAAAGUCCUGAAAGUGAAGACAAGGAAACAAAGGACCUUCGGCACCACAAUGACGAUCUUAGGAAACAUGUUUCGCAGCUUCUGAAAGAGGUUGACGAACUGAAAAGAGAAAACAAGAAAAUGAGGGUUAGAGAUGAAGCAAGGGAGACAAUAUUUGGUGAUGUCGGACAUUGUGAGUUGGAUUUGAUACCUGAUUUGCCUCCCCUUGAAAUGCCCACGUUUGAUAUUGACUUCCUUUCUCAGGACAACAAGACAGAUAGUGAAGACGCAACAAACUGUUUUGGGAAGUCUCCUAUUUAAUUAAAGAGGUCUGUCAAACUCUUGUGUUAAGUCUUCUAAAUGUGAUUCUCAAUUUGCUGGUUCAAAUAUGUCUACAGCCUAACUGUUCAAAUGACUGUUUUAACAUAAAGUGGAGGGUUUUAUCCUCUAGCUUAGUACAAAGUUAUGAAUGAAAUAAAUGGUAAUUGUUUUCCAAAUUGUUUGAGGCUGCCAAAGAAGAAUGCCACUUUAUACAUGUAUGUCAGUUGUACAUAUAAGUCAAUUUACAAAUUGUUUCUGUGAGUACUUGCGGUCUGUGUGUGAUUAAAUUAUCAUUUUCUGCAGUUCUUUCUCGUCUUUGAUUUCCUUGUACAAGUUUUAAUAUUAUGUGUUUUGUGUAUACAAUCAAUUAGUCUUAUUAUUGUGAGUAGUUGAUUUUUGAUACUGAAGCCUACCCAUACUGUUUAAUUAUGAUUAUUAUGAUUUUUAGUAUUUAUUUCAGUAUUAGUAUCCAUAUCAAUUUUUUGAAGAGUGGGAGAGGCUGCAAUUAUAGCAAUAUCUUUCAUAUUUAUGUUUAAUGGAUGAAAUGGAAUAGCCCUGAGUAAAAGGAUUGGAAAUGAGAUUAUUUUUUUGCCAUUUAAUUUUAACAAUUUUCUGAGACAUAAGUCUUGAUUCAAAAUUGAGACUGUUUGAAUAAAUAUGAGGUUCAACUGUGUUAACCCAGGCUCUAGUUGGUAUGAAUAGCAUAUAAUAUACCAGGAAUUUGUAGCACAGACCGUUCCAAGUAUAAUUUGGUAUAUAUGUACAAACAUUCAUCAGACUAGUUUAAAGUGGCAAAUGAGAUGGAUCUAAAUUUGAAUGACAACUUGACAAAAGUAUUGCUGGCUAUUUUUUGUCAUCCUUAUGUCGAUCAUAAUUUAUCAUAUGCUUCAGGCUACCAUAAUGAUACUAUUUAAUAUACUAUAGUUAUUGUUUAGGUGCUCAGUGUUUUAGAGGAAAAUCAAUAUUGUUAUCAUUUGUUUAAAUUGAAUUAACAUUUAGCCGGUAUGUACUAUCAAGGAUUUUGAAUCUACCAAACCUGAUUUACAUGUACCUUCACUUUAUUUGUCUUCACUCAUUAAAAAUAUUGACACACUUCAAAAUUCUGUUUGAAUGUAAUACAACCCUGCUUGUCUUUAUAUAAUGUUUCUAUUUUGAAUUUGUUUCGUCUGUGUUCUUUCAUUUUCAUAUAUUAAUUCAGCAUUACAUUUGCACAUAUGUAAAUUACAAUAACGAUACCGGUACUUUGCCUGUCUGGGACCAAUAUGUUGCUGUCUUAAAUUUCAGCUUGACUGUUUUUCCAAGAAGUUGAGGUAUCAUCAUAGCCUUGGCAUAGUUAGCUCUGCCCUUACUCUAAAUCAUUCAGGGUAUUCAUAUGGAAUUUGGUUCACAUGGUGCCUGAGACAACAUACAUACAUGUAUGAAGGCCUUUACCUCUGGAUUAAAUAGUACUACAGUUAUGCCCCUUUAUUGACUGAAAACAAAACAAACAGAUGAGCAUUGACAUUCACUUGUGGUGCUCUUGGGUCUUUUGUAGGUAAGGGAUGAUGAUCUGUUUGUUUAUAUGAUCAAAUGUUAUGUUAUUGACUAAUGAUUUUAGAAAUUUAUUGUAUUGAAUGUUUAAUAAAAGAACAUAUGUAAACAUGUGUUCCUGUUUAUUGUACUAACAGUGAGCAGCUGUGUCAACACUAGUUUCCACUGUUAGGACCAAACUUGAGAGUUGUUGGUGCACGUUUAGUGCACUUCUAGUUAACAAGAAGUGCACUUCACAGUGCACUAG